AUGGAGGUGGAUGAAGAACAUGGAAAUCCUAAUGAUUUAUUGACUGAGCGAAAUCCAAAAAGAUGGGAGAUUUUGGUGGAUGGAUCCUCCAAUGGAGAAGGAAAUGGGAUUGGUAUUGUAUUUAUUUCACCAACGGGAGGGAGAAUGGAUUACUCAUUCAGAUUGGACUUCGCAUCCACAAAUAAUGAAACUGAAUAUGAAGCAGUCGUUCACGCACUAAGAUUAGCAAUUGAAAUGAAGAUUGAGGAUGCGCGAAUAACUAGUGAUUCUCAGCUGGUAAUUCGUCAGAUAGAAGGAACAUAUAGUACUAAUGAACCAUUUUUGCAAAAGUAUAGGAGAUUGGUUAUGGAUUUAGCAAUCCAAAUUCCAAAAAUAAGUUGGAGACAUAUAGGUAGAAAAGAUAAUAGACUCUCAGAUGCAUUGGUGUUCAUACAAUCAAUGUUAGUAGAUCCGGUCGCAAGGGAUAUAGAAAUACAAACACUAUUAUUACCAUCUAUAGAAAAGGGUGAAGAAGUGCAAACAGAUGUGAUGAUCAUAGACGAUACACAAGCAAAAAAUGUGAGCGACGAGAAAGAUUGGAGAACUGAGAUACACUCUUAUUUAGAGAGAGGGGAAUUUCCGAAGAAAAGAUUAGAAGCACACAAAUUAAAAAGUCGUGCUACAAAUUAUGAAUUAAGGGAUGGUGUUCUUUAUAGAAGGUCAUUCCUUGGACCUUCUCUCAGAUGUCUUACGCGAAAGGAAGGAAUCGAAAUUCUAAAGGCAUUACACUAUAGCGAUGCUGGAAACCAUAGUGGAGGAAGAUCACUCGGAUACAGAGUAAAAAUACAAGGCUAUUACUGGCCAUAUAAGCAUGAAGAUGCAAAACAAGUUUCCAGGAGAUGCCAAGAAUGUCAACGUCAUGGAAAGAAGAUACAUGCACCUAGGGCUAUGAUUAAUACAUCAACAAAUGUGUGGCCCUUUGGAAAAUGGGGAAUAGAUAUUGUUGGACCAUUUAUACUAGGGACGGGACAAAAAAGGUUCCUAAUUUUCCCAACAGAUUAUUUCACUAAAUGGGCAGAAGUAAAAGCAGUUCAACAUAUACGCGAUAAAGACAUCUUCACAUUCAUUUUUGAAAAUAUUAUAUGCCGAUUUUGCAUUCCUGCACAAUUGGAGUCUGAUAAUAGGAAGCAGUUUGAAGGAGAGAACAUAACAAUGCUACUCAAUGCGUUCAAAAUUCAAAGUGGCAAAUCUACCCCUUUGUAUCCUCAGAGUGAUGGACAAGUAGAAGCUACAAACAAAAAAAUCGCAGACAACCUGAAGAAAAAGUUAGAAGGGAACAACAAAGGAUGGUUCGGACAAGUACAUAAUGUAGUAUGGGAUUACAGAACUACCAGAAGAGAAGCAACCGGAAUGUCGCCCUUCUGUCUGACAUAUGGAGUAGAGGCAGUGCUACCAACAGAAGUGAUCAUCCCUACCACAAAGAGAGAAGCUUGGGAAAAGAAUUUAAGUGCAGACUUAAUUUUAACAAAGUUGGAUGAUUCGGAGGAAGUAAGAGAAGUCGCUUUGCAGCACAUGGAAAAUUAUCAAAAAAGAAUAGCUCGAGAACAUAACAAGCGGGUCAAAAUAAGAGAAAUUCAACCAAUUGAAUUAGUGCUACGCGAAAUUCCAGUAUAUCAAAAAGGAAAGGAUGGAAAAUUGGAGAAAAGCUAG
Papaver somniferum (opium poppy) is the source of this 1689-nucleotide messenger RNA. RefSeq names its product protein NYNRIN-like. Gene Ontology annotation, biological process: DNA integration. The transcript has a single exon. Gene Ontology annotation, molecular function: nucleic acid binding; RNA-DNA hybrid ribonuclease activity. Lineage: Eukaryota; Viridiplantae; Streptophyta; Magnoliopsida; Ranunculales; Papaveraceae. The record is from RefSeq and is a predicted model, not a curated record. The coding region runs from base 1 to 1689 and encodes 562 amino acids.